UUAAGCCACCAAGUGAACUGGAUUCAAAGGAUGUGACUGGAACUUCAUGGUAUCAAACAGAGUUUGGCCUCACAAGCAAACCAAGACACCAAUUCAGACACACUAUAGAGAUUGAAGACCAGGGUGCAGAAAAGCUCUCUGCAGCUGAGAUCUCUGGUAGAAAUGAUGAAAUUGCAGUCAUUUGUAGACUUCAUGGCUUCAAAGCAGAUUGCACACUACAGCAACAAUUGAAGGCAUUGGACAUGGAAUAUCACCAAUUAAAGGAACAGGGGCAGACUGCCAAAUCUGAUUAUGUACAGUCACUCUACAGCUGGAAAGCUCAGCAAGCAGGGAAGGAUGGUAAAUUGAAACCAGUGGUCUCCGAUGAGCAUAAGUACAUCGAAUGGUCCCUGCUGAAAUACUUAGAUGCCUUGUCUCUUCAACCUCAGAGUUGGAAAUACAAUUUUCAUGUUGGUCGGUUGUACCUGUUCCAAAAAAAGAACAAUGAUGCACUGAAACAUUUACAGGUGGCACUAGCACAGAGACCAACAGAACCUUCCAUCAGAUUUUAUGCUGGCUUGCUUGUGCUAGAUCAGGAUGAUGGCCUGGGUCCUCAAACACGCUAUGCCAUUCAAUAUCUCCAACAGGGCUUAGAGCAAUUACUAACUGACCUUCAAACUCCAAGUGACAACUCAGCAAAUCAUGAACUCUCAUUUCUUCGGGCUUUAGAUACAUUUUCUCUUCAGAACAUUCAGUUGAUCAAAGGGAUAUACAGGCUAGGAACAUUUCUCUUCAACCCACCAGCAGGAUUACCUGAAAGAACAAUGUCUCCCGAACAAGUUCUUCACUUUGCUGUCGAUUUAACUUCCCGAAGCCUGUGCAAAUAUCCGUACCGUGGAAUUUUAAGUCAGGAAUUGGAAUUGAUACUGCUUGAGGCUCAUUUUACCCUUUUAGAAUUACUUGCCCAUCAGACAUUGGUAAAUGAGGAUUUGGUUUCUAAAAGAUGCCAGGCUUUGUCUGCACUGAUAAAAAGUACCAACCUUCAAACCAAUGCAGAACUUCAAGAGAUGCAACGAACGGUGUGCCAAUUAAGAGUUGAAACAACACCAUGCAACAGUAAUGCUCUGUACAUGCUUGGCUUGGCAUUCAUGGCUGAAUAUGACAGUGAGCCCACAAAAGAUAAAAAAGUUCUCCUUGAAGAUGCCUGCCUUUGUUUUCGAGCCAGCAUCACCCUGGAGAACAAACCAGUUGUUGGAACACCACCAGUGGAACUGACUAAGAUGCCGAAGAAGAGAGGAGGAGCGUCCGAGGCGACCCACGGCUCAGCCUGCAGGAUCCUCGGACUCUAUUUCCUACCAGGCCCUGGUGAAGGAGCUCACAAAAUCUCUUGA
Messenger RNA from Hemiscyllium ocellatum (epaulette shark), 1370 nucleotides. RefSeq lists its product as uncharacterized. NCBI's taxonomy places the organism in Eukaryota, Metazoa, Chordata, Chondrichthyes, Orectolobiformes, Hemiscylliidae. Gene Ontology annotation, molecular function: protein binding. Bases 243 to 1370 code for a protein of 375 amino acids. The transcript has 9 exons. The record is from RefSeq and is a predicted model, not a curated record.